GAGCCGCAAAAGGUUAAUUGAAUGGGAUUUGACCUCGUGAAACUAAACUUGACAUGACUUUGACUCUAUAAAAAUACAUCAUAGUUUGUCGAUCAUAAUCAGAAUAACAAUGGCUGAUGAAGAGAACAAGAACAGCAUCGUUGUUGCACCCGAAGAUGAGUCCACAUGUGACAAAGAAGAAGCAGAACAGGAGACAGAACUGAGUUCUAUUCUGGAUAAACUUAGUUUAGAUCCUAAGAAAGAGAAGCAGAAGAAGAAACUCUUGGUCUUAAGUCUGAGUGGUCUACUUCUUCAUAGAGUUCAUCGGAGAACUAACCGCAAAACUCCCAAGAACAGAUCUCCUGAUGCUUCUUGUGGCCCAAACCUAGUCUAUAAGAGGCCAUUUGCUGAAGAGUUCAUGAAGUUUAUUCUCGAGAGAUUUGAAGUUGGAAUUUGGUCCUCUGCUUGCGAGAAAAAUGUUGAUAUAGUUCUAAACAUUGUUCUUGAAAAUCUUCAAGAUAAUCUUCUUUUUGUGUGGGACCAAGAAGAGUGUACUGACAGUGGAAGUACGACAUUGCAUAACAGUGAUAAACCUAUGUUUUUCAAGGAUCUCUCUAAAGUGUUUAAGUACUUCAAAGGCUUCUCUGCUUCAAACACUAUCUUCAUCGAUGAUGAACCAUACAAAGCUCUUCUUAAUCCUGACAAUACAGGUGUGUUCCCAGUGAGUUAUGAUCCUACAGACAAGAACGAUGACUUUCUUGAUCCAGAAGGAGAGUUCUGUUCUUACUUGGAUGAUCUCGCAAGUUCGUCAGAUGUUCAAGAUUAUAUUAAAGAGCAUUCUUUUGGUCAGCCAAUGAUUGAUUCUUCUCAUCCGGACUGGUCUUUCUACAGCAAAGUCAUAAAGGAUUAUUACCUUGCAUAUGUCUGUUAGUCUAGUUUUAUUAAUAUUUACUCUGUUUUUUAGCUUACUAUUGAGUAUUGAACACAUUUCUAGUAAGAAUGUUGAACAUGAACACAUUCUGUUUUUUUUUUUCAAUUAUUUAAUCAUCUCAAAUGUUUUGUUUAA
Messenger RNA from Brassica oleracea var. oleracea, 1045 nucleotides. RefSeq lists its product as uncharacterized. NCBI's taxonomy places the organism in Eukaryota, Viridiplantae, Streptophyta, Magnoliopsida, Brassicales, Brassicaceae. The coding region runs from base 110 to 910 and encodes 266 amino acids. Gene Ontology annotation, molecular function: phosphoprotein phosphatase activity. The record is from RefSeq and is a predicted model, not a curated record. The transcript has 6 exons.